AUGCGCACAUCUAUCGGACUCGAGGACACAUUCCUACCAUCGCCGGUUGCGUGCUUACCAUCGUCGGUCGCUGUCUACCAGCAUCGGUUGCGCACUUACCAUCGUCCGUCGCUACCUCCCAUCGUCGAUCGCGCACCUCCCAUCAUAGGUCACUUACCUACAAGCGUAGGGUACUCAAGUCCACACGAGUUCGGGUUCGGAUUCGGGGCCACUUACUGA
Schizophyllum commune H4-8 is the source of this 219-nucleotide messenger RNA. RefSeq lists its product as uncharacterized. Lineage: Eukaryota; Fungi; Basidiomycota; Agaricomycetes; Agaricales; Schizophyllaceae. The record is from RefSeq and is a predicted model, not a curated record. The transcript has a single exon. Bases 1 to 219 code for a protein of 72 amino acids.